AUGGAGGGUAUCUACAAAAUUAAUUUGAUACCCAACGAUCUGAGCGUUGAGGAGACAAUUCUUCAAAUCGCCGAUAGUUUGGAUAAUCUCAACGGCAUUGUCGACGACGUAUUUACACGAAUAUCCACUAAAAUUAAUCGGAACAUGGAAAAAACAGCGAAGCUCCAAGAGAGGAUAGUAUCAUCUAGAACGAAAGUCGAGAAGUUGGCGGGCAUGCAGAAGGCUAUAAAAGUGUUCUCCGGCGCUAAAUAUCCCGCCGCAAUCGUGCACGAACACUAUCAAUCCAUCUUUGAUAAAAGCUCUUACCAUUAUGAGCCUAAAAAGGUGGCUCUUAGCGGCAAGUCGCGACCGCCGAACGAAAAAGCGAUACAGGAAAAAUUACAUUUCUUCCACGUCAAAGUGGCGGAACCAAAAGCGGCGGGACCUAAACGAGAAGUAGAUUUAGAGUCUGUAAUCGAUAAAGCGACGUCUGUGGGGGAACUGUUGAUUUUCAACACGGAUGAGAGUCCGUAUGUAGCGGCGCCAUGCCAUCGGCCCUAUGUACCCAGGACUAUAGAAGACGUCAAGAAAGCUGUACUGGACGACCCGCCCCCGUCCAUCAAGAGAGGGAAUAUACUGAAGAGGGAAGUCGACGAGUAUAUGUACGCGCCCGGCAUGGGAAUGGUUCCCGAACUGGAUAUGCCCUUGGACUUACCCCACCUAUCGGGUAUAGCCGGCGACAUACAAUACUCCAUCACCGAUGAUGGAACCAUCGCCCCAUCCGCAGUCACAUCACCGGUCCAACCCACUGUGUCAAUACCGGAACUUCCCGAUAUUUCUGUACUGCCCGAUGUCAUGCCGGACGUCCAGCUACCGUCCGUUGAUGCAGGGGGUAAAACGGUGCCGGAUGUGCCGGAUGCCCCUCCAGCACCCCCUACAAUGCCGGCACCAUCUAUGCCGUCACCUCCGCCCCCACCACCGCCGCCGCCGCCGAUGGACGUGACACCGAUUAAGACGAGGGAAACCCUUCCAAGCACGCCGUCUCCAGGGGGUGACGCUCACGCAAGUCUCAUGGCGGCUAUUCGGCAAGCCGGUGGAGUGGGCCGGGCGAAGUUAAAGACGGCUGCUUCUCCAACAACAGAUAAGGUCUCCAAGCCAGCUAUCGGUGGCGACCUGAUGGCGGAUCUUCACGCAAAGCUUUCAAUGCGGCGACGAGGAAUUUCGGGCACUGAACGCCCGGCGACCUCCGGUGGUACAGUGCUCCACACCCUCGCCAGCAUAAUACCAGAACCCGGAGAUCAGUCCUCCCCGCAACAGUCGUCUAGCGGCGAAGAUUGGGAGUAA
This is a messenger RNA of Leptosia nina, 1323 nucleotides long. The record is from the annotation of a GenBank genome assembly. NCBI's taxonomy places the organism in Eukaryota, Metazoa, Arthropoda, Insecta, Lepidoptera, Pieridae.